Pectinophora gossypiella (pink bollworm) is the source of this 1940-nucleotide messenger RNA. Its product is annotated as mitochondrial 2-oxoglutarate/malate carrier protein-like. Gene Ontology annotation, molecular function: antiporter activity; oxaloacetate transmembrane transporter activity; sulfate transmembrane transporter activity. The coding region runs from base 148 to 1014 and encodes 288 amino acids. Gene Ontology annotation, biological process: phosphate ion transmembrane transport; succinate transmembrane transport; thiosulfate transport. The transcript has 7 exons. Lineage: Eukaryota; Metazoa; Arthropoda; Insecta; Lepidoptera; Gelechiidae. The record is from RefSeq and is a predicted model, not a curated record.
ACUGUCAAACCCAGCUGAAGCCGUAGUGAUUACCUCUUUGGCUGAAGCGAAGGGUUACAGCCAGGUUUUUUAUAUUGAUAUUUUAUAAUCAAAAGUUUUUAAUUUUCGCGAUAGUUUGCCGAUAGUGUAUUUGUUAAGGAAUUUACAAUGAGUAAAAAGGAGCGGUAUAUUCCCAAUGCUCUGAAAUUCGCUUUCGGCGGAUCAGCUGGUAUGUUAGCAACAGUGGUAGUGCAGCCUCUGGAUCUGAUCAAGAACCGCAUGCAGUUGAGUAAGGGAGGUCGCUCAGCGUUCGCAGUAGCAGGGGAGAUCGUGGCGCGGGAGGGUUUCAUGGCCCUCUACACGGGGCUCUCAGCUGGCUUGCUACGCCAGGCCACCUAUACGACUACGCGACUUGGCGUCUACAACUACCUCUUUGAUUCUUAUAAAGAAACUCAUGGCGGCGUCGCGCCUGGGUUUGGCACCAAGACGCUGUUGGGCGUCGCCGCCGGGUCUGUCGGCUCCUUCAUCGGCACCCCAGCUGAGGUGGCCCUCAUCAGAAUGACGAGCGACGGGCGCCUACCAAAAGAACAACGGAGGAACUACAAAAACGUUGCCGACGCACUCAUGAGGAUAGUAAAAGAAGAAGGCGUAUUGAAAUUGUGGAGGGGAGCCACGCCAACAGUAGCGCGUGCGAUGGUUGUAAAUGCCGCACAGCUCGGCACAUAUUCACAGGCCCGGGAGAUGUUCCAGGUGUACAUAGCUGAUGGGGUCUUCCUGCACUUCUGCGCGUCGAUGGUCUCCGGCCUGAUCACCACCAUAGCCUCCAUGCCGGUGGACAUCAUCAAAACCAAGAUCCAAAGCGCAGCGAAGGGUCAGAAUCAAAUUGAGGUAGUUACCAGCCUUAUUCGCAACGAGGGAGUACUAGCCCUUUGGAAAGGAUUCCUCCCGUAUUACGCUCGUCUCGGUCCGCACACCGUUCUUACCUUCAUCUUCUUAGAGCAGUUGAAUUCUGCCUAUUUGAAGUAUACGGAAUAAGGGUGGUCGUAUCUCUACCGGGUGAUCCACAACUGUUCAAGAAUUAGAAACAUUUUGAUAUUGACUACAAAAUCAGUCGAAGUUUAUUUUUUAUUAUUUAUUAUAUUUUUUGUAUAAUUCUUUUGACGAGAAUAUCGAUUCAUAAUUUGUUGUUAACAGUAAUCGAUAUUUCUAACUUUAUUUUUUUUUUAAUAUUUUUUGAAGAUUUUAUUGUACAUGGCACUAGAUCUUUGAGCCAUAUGACAAUGUGUGAAAAGUAUUUUAGGUUUGGUGGAUACCUUUAAAGUGUGCUAAUACUUAAGAGGAACAGGUUUCGGUGUUUCUUUUGUAAAUAAUCUUAUAUUCACAAGGUCAGAGAAAUUGUAGAAGGGAGUUGUCUAUAGGUUAGUUUUACACUAGAUUUUUUCUGUCAUUUUUUAUGGGAGGUAUUUGUAUACGUACAGACAUAUCUACUCACAGCCGCACAUGCAUAUGAAAACAUCUACUACUCUAUAAAAUACAAAUAAAACACGAACAAACGUUCAUGUACUUUCGACAGAGAGGAUCUUGUGUGCUUGGCAUCUUCAAUCUAUAAUUUCUCUAGAGAUACAGAGUGUUCCUACAAUAGUGACAAGUGAAAGUUAGAGCACCCUUUGAAUCACACCAUUUACGUAUGCUUCGCAAUUUUUAGUUAUUUUCAAAAUAUAACCAUUUUUCUAGAUUUCGUUCCAUCUAUCUUUUUUUAUUUUACUUCAUAGUUAUUGGUUAGGAGGUCCAAGUAGAUGGAGAUAAAAACAUAAAAACUAGGCAGUAAGUUACUGGAUGUCAUAGUACGAAUUUGAUAAAAAAAAUACUGUUUUUUUACAUUAAAGUUGUUAUGUAUCUUAUGGUAGUUAUUUCAAAAAUGCUCCUUUUAUGGCGCAAAAAAACUAAGUUAAUAAAACUCA